Messenger RNA from Toxorhynchites rutilus septentrionalis, 374 nucleotides. Its product is annotated as protein NCBP2AS2 homolog. Lineage: Eukaryota; Metazoa; Arthropoda; Insecta; Diptera; Culicidae. The transcript has a single exon. The record is from RefSeq and is a predicted model, not a curated record. The coding region runs from base 1 to 252 and encodes 83 amino acids.
AUGGUAUUACGUAUGAUUCUGCGUUACCUGGCGAAUAAUGAACAGUUAAUUCAACGACUAGCUGAGAGUUAUCCAAUGCGCAGGACAGCUCAGUUUAUUGUUAGUGCCUAUUAUCGCAGUAGAUCAAUCGUGCAGGAACGAAAACUUGAAAAUAUGACUCCAGAACAGUUCAAAAGGAUCCUGAAGUCAUUCAAAGAUAACAUUAAACAAGAAAUAGAAUCAACUAAGCAACAAACGAAAAAACGCGACUGAAGAAGACUACAAAUGAAUCCGAAUAACUAGAACAUUUACAAUGCAAUCAUGAUGGUUGUUUGUAAAAUAAAUAAAUAGUAUGAUUCUCUCUAAAUAUAAUUUAAGAAUGAUUCAAUGAUCAA